AACAGAGAUUGAAAUUGUUGGCUGGAAAGUGAGACCCAAGUCGGAGACGGGGUCAAUUCCACUGCGUGUCUCUCUUCGUAUAAAUAAAUAAUAGAUUAACUAGUGGGCUAGAGUCAGAGAUGGACAUAAAUUGAGGGAGAUCGUGGGGGAAGCAAACGAAGGGGAGGCAAGUAGCUUCUGGGGUGGUGAAAACUGCACGCGGCUCCCUGCAAUAGCAUCGAUUUCAGUUCAAUUUUCACACUCCGAACUAUUAUUUUCUUCUUUGUAUUUUUUUCCCAUCUCAAAGAGGAGGGGAGUGUGUGAAUCAGAUAGAUGGCUAUGAAUCAAUCACGGGUAUCUUGUAGUCCAGUUCUGUUGAAGAUGGGUUUAGGGGUGGUGGCGCUUUGCAUCGCCGGCUACAUUCUGGGUCCUCCUCUGUACUGGCAUUUCAUGGAAGGUGUUGCUGCACUGAAGCACUCCUCUUCCACUUGUGCGCCCUGCGUCUGCGAUUGCUCCUCUGAACCCGCCCUCUCCAUACCCCAAGGGCUUAGCAAUGCUUCAUUUGGAGAUUGUGCAAAGCAUGAUCCAGAGGUGAGUGGAGACACGGAAAAGAACUUUGCGGAGUUAUUGUCAGAAGAGCUAAAAUUACGAGAAACUGAAGCUCUGGAAAGUCACCGACGUGCUGACAUGGCUCUGCUUGAGGCUAAGAAAAUUACAUCUCAAUAUCAAAAAGAAGCAGACAAGUGUAAUUCAGGGAUGGAGACAUGCGAGGAUGCCAGGGAGAAAGCUGAGGCAGCAUUAGCGGCACAAAAGAAGUUGACAGUGUUGUGGGAACUGAGGGCUCGUCAGAAGGGAUGGAAAGAAGGGAUCUCCAAGUCUAACGACCAGUCUCAGGGAAAAGUACAGACUGCUUAGAAACAUUACAUGGUCUUCAAUGGAAUGAUUGUUGCAUACUAGCUUUUCCGCUACGAGAUUAGUUACAAGUCUUGAUAGAUUCCAUAUACAAGCAAGCUCCUCGUAAAUGUCAAGUGUGAGAAGCUUGUGCUGAUGUUUUUCGGUUACUUCUGCUCCUCUGGAUGUUGUGAGCUGGAAAUUGUUAAAAAGGUGGGAUGAAAGGGUACUACGUCGUAAGUAUACUUAUAAGUUAUUAUAACUUCUUUUUUAUUUCUGAAGUCCCCUUUAUUGGCUACUGGUUCAAAUAAGUAAAUAACCGUGUACUCAUUCAUUCAAGAAUAGGAAAUUGAAGCUGGUUUUGAAACUGCAA
Messenger RNA from Neltuma alba, 1243 nucleotides. RefSeq lists its product as uncharacterized. The transcript is spliced from 3 exons. Bases 313 to 894 code for a protein of 193 amino acids. The record is from RefSeq and is a predicted model, not a curated record. NCBI's taxonomy places the organism in Eukaryota, Viridiplantae, Streptophyta, Magnoliopsida, Fabales, Fabaceae.